This is a messenger RNA of Dentiscutata erythropus, 232 nucleotides long. The record is from the annotation of a GenBank genome assembly. Lineage: Eukaryota; Fungi; Glomeromycota; Glomeromycetes; Diversisporales; Gigasporaceae.
AUGUCAUAUCUCUUGCAACGUACUCCAUCUGGCCGAUUUGCUCCAAAUCAAGAGGAGCACUAUCCUGAAUUUUUGCCUUCUAGUCGAUCUUCUUCAGUGCAAGUUGAAGAUUCUACUACUGAAUCUAUGCCAGAUGCUCCUCCAUCUUAUCAAGAGGCUGUGGCGGAAACACCUACAGACUCAUUUACGACAGCAACUUCAGUUACAGAAAAAGUUGUUGUCACUUCUGAUG